This is a messenger RNA of Ostrinia nubilalis (European corn borer), 3265 nucleotides long. Its product is annotated as zinc finger protein 300-like. The transcript is spliced from 7 exons. NCBI's taxonomy places the organism in Eukaryota, Metazoa, Arthropoda, Insecta, Lepidoptera, Crambidae. Bases 262 to 1563 code for a protein of 433 amino acids. Gene Ontology annotation, cellular component: nucleus. The record is from RefSeq and is a predicted model, not a curated record. Gene Ontology annotation, molecular function: zinc ion binding.
UUGUAACUGACAUUUCGCCACAUAAACAUGAAAAAAUUAGCGUUUUCUUUGUUUUAAACAAAUUAUACGGUCAAUUUGUUAGCAUUAAUACAAAUAUUAAAAUUAAGAAUAUCCCCAGAAAAUACAGGAUAUGACUCGAAUGCUAUUUAUUUCGUAAAAACUAUGGAUUUUGUGGAUUUCGCAUGAAGUAACCUUGGUCGCAAGAUUUUUACUAGCUAUUGUUUUAAAUGUACAAGUUCAUGAUGAAUUACUAAUUUUACAAUGGAUAUUAUACUACCAGUGUGUCGAGUGUGCCUCUCGACUGAGGCUAGCAAAGAUAUUUUUGACUUAAAAUCGCAACGAAGUGAUAAGACCUGCUCUGAAAUUGUAUUGUUUUGUCUUGGUAUUCAGGUGGACAAUGAUACAAAAGUCAGUACUAAGUUGUGUUUGAAAUGCUUUAGGAAAAUAGUCUCUUUCUACAAUUUUAAGUUGCUGGCUCACAAAAAUGACGAGUAUUUAAAGAAUUUGGACCCUAACACUCAUAUAAAAAAAGAAACGUUGGAUGAAGGCUUAAAGGAUGAAAGUGUAUCUUGUGACAGUGAUGUGAAUGAAAUUGUUGAUGCCGAAAUUAAGUUAGAACCUGACCCCGUGAAGGACGAAGAUGUCCCAGAGGAGUGUCAGUCAGACGACGAGCUUCUGAGCGUGAUCAAGAAAAUUAAAUAUGAAUACAUUCCAGCAGACAAUGGAACCGAAACCAAAGAAAAUGAGAACCUCAAAACCAAGAAAGGGAAGAAAGGCAAAGAAAAAUCCAAAACUCAUAUCUGUGAUGAAUGCGGCAAAAGUGUGAAGGACCUAAAGGCGCACAUGCAACAGCACGAGCCCAAAGAGAACCGGAAGAGGGUGCCGUGCACCUUGUGCGAUAAAACCUUCUCAACACAUAAUGCGAGAUACAAACACAAGAGAAACAAACAUCUUGGAAUUAAAAUAUCUUGUCCUAUUUGUAAUAAAGCGGUGAUCAACAUCAAGCAGCACACGCUGCAGAUGCACAAAGUGUCGGAGCUGCGUUACGAGUGCGUUCCGUGCGGGCGCCGCUUCAUCUCGCCGUCGGCGCGCGACGCGCACCAGACCGUGCACACCAAGGACCGGCCGCACGCCUGCGACCAGUGCGACAAGCGAUUCCGGAGCAAGCUCAGCUUGGUGCAGCACAAGCGACAAGUCCACGAUAAAGAGAAGACUCACUUGUGCCAGUUUUGUUCUAAAAGCUUUUUCAAGAAAUAUCAUCUUCAAGUUCAUUUACGCUCGCACACAAAGGAGAAGCCGUACGAGUGCAAGCAGUGCGGCAAGUCGUUCUCGUCGUCCACCAUCCUCAAGAACCACUCCUACACGCACGCGGCAGAGAAGACCUUCCGCUGCACGCUCUGCGACAUGAGCUUCGUGCGCUCGGGAUACCUCCGCGCACACAUGCUCAGCCACACUCGAGAGAAGCGGUAUCCCUGCAACUACUGCGGCAUGAAGUUCCACCGCUCCGACCACCGCAAGCGACACGAGUUCACGGCGCACGAGAAACACUUGGCCUCCACGUGAUAUACGACUCUAAACCCACGAGCGCAGGGCACAAAGUCGCGUGGGAUAAACAGCCAGGUUCACUCGAGCAAAACACGGUGUCCACGUUAAAUACGACUUUAAACAGACUCGCGCAAGGUACAAAGUCGCAUGGAAUAAACAAGUAAAAGGUUUACUGGAGCACAAAGCACGGCCUCCACGUGAUAUCGAACUCUAAACAGACGAGCGCAGGGUACAAAGUUGCGUGCGAUAAGCAAGAACCAAACGUUCUCCAAGCCCAAACCACAGUGUCCACGCGAUAUCCAACUCUAAAACGACAAGCGCGUGGUACAAUUUCGCUUGGCAGAACCAGGCGCACUAAACCACUUCUACGUAAUAUCAAACUCUAAUAUGACCAGCCCAAAGCUUUUUUUUUGCGUGCAGUAAAAAAAAAUAUGACGAGAGAUCACUGUUGGUGUUGUAACAUGAAAUACACGCAUUCGUGUCUUUCGUUCGUUUCAGCCGAAAGACGUCCACUGCUGGACAAAGGCCUCCCCCAAGGAUUUCCACAAAGACCGGUCCUGCGCCGCUUGCAUCCAGGUACUUCCCGCGACCUUCACCAGAUCGUCGGUCCACCUAGUGGGAGGCCUGCCCACGCUACGUCUUCCAGCUCGUGGUCGCCACUCAAGAACUUUCCUGCCCCAGCGGCCAUCAGCUCUUCGAGCUAUGUGCCCCGCCCACUGCCACUUGAUUUUAGCGAUUCUGCGGGCUAUGUCAGUCACUCUGGUUCUCCUACGGAUCUCCUCAUUUCUGAUUCGAUCACGCAGGGAAACUCCGAGCAUAGCACGCUCCAUCGCUCUUUGGGUGACCUUGAGCCUUCUUAUGAGGCCCAUAGUAAGCGACCACGUCUCAGAGCCAUACACCAUCACUGGCAACACACACUGGUCAAACACUUUUGACUUGAGACACUGCGGUAUUUCGGACGUGAGAAUUUCGCGAAGCUUCCCGAACGCUGCCCAGCCGAGUUGGAUUCGACGAUUAACCUCUUUCUCGAAGUUGGACCUACCUAACUGGACUGUUUGUCCCAGGUAUACAUAAUUGUCAACAACUUCGAGUAUAGUGUCUCCAACCUUCAGAGGAGUGGGUACAACACGGGCAUUUGACAUAAUUUUUGUCUUGUCCAUGUUCAUUUUAAGACCCACUUGUUGAGAGGCUCUACUGAGGCCAUCGAGCAUUGUGUUUAGGUCCUCCACGGUCUCAGCCAUGACUACGAUAUCGUCCGCGAAACGAAGGUGGGUGAUAUACUCGCCGUUGAUAUUUAUGCCGAAUCCGCUCCAGUCCAGAAGCUUGAAAACAUCUUCCAGGGCGGUGGUGAACAGUUUCGGAGAUAUGACAUCUCCCUGUCUCACCCCUCGCUGCAACUGGAUAGGUUUCGAGUUCUGUUCGUGUCUUUAGAUAGGUAUAAUUUAAUAUUUUAUAGUAUAUUUUGUUUUGCUAUAUUAGCAAACAAUACCCUGGUUAUUUAUUUUAAAAAUUGACGAAUCCAUUAGGUUAGUAUGGAAUCAGGGUUAUAAAAUGUACUAUGACCGGGCACACUAUGAAUUUUAUCAAUUUGCUUUCUAAAAAUGGAAUGGGGUAAAUCUUUGUCAAAUUAUUUUUAAUUUGUUAUAUUUUUAGCUAUUGUACAAAUAUUAGUUAUUUAUUUAGAAAAAUGGUUAUUUAAAUAAAUUCUAUAUUAUGUUGA